Messenger RNA from Macrosiphum euphorbiae (potato aphid), 780 nucleotides. The record is from the annotation of a GenBank genome assembly. NCBI's taxonomy places the organism in Eukaryota, Metazoa, Arthropoda, Insecta, Hemiptera, Aphididae.
AUGGAUAUCGGUAAUGUACAAAAUGUUAGACGCGUAAGAAAUUUAACAAAUGUGCAUUUUAUUAGACAGAGGAAAAUAUAUAAGAUUCGUAAAAAUCCUUACAUCGAACUUACUAAUAAUGAAUUUCGUAAAAAGUAUCGAUUUUCAAAAGCAGAAUGCUUACAAAUCGUAAACGAAAUUCGUGACUUUUUACCUCGAGCAGUUAACAAUCGCGGAAAACCAAUUUCGCCGAGCUUACAAUUUUUGAUUGCACUUCGUUAUUUAGCUAGAGGACAAGUUCAGGACGACAAUGGAGACUUACAUGGUGUUAGUCAACCGACAGUUAGUCGAUGUUUGAGUCAAAUUUGUAGAGCACUAGCAUCAUUAAAAAAUAAUUAUAUUAAGUUUCCAUUGACCAAUGAAGAGUUAGCUUCUAAAAAGGCAGAUUUUCGUAGAAAAUUUAAUAUGCCUUCGAUAAUUGGUGCGAUAGAUUGUACACAUAUACCGGAUAUACGGAUCAAAAAGGUGGCGGGUGACUACGCUCAAUUGUACAUUAAUAGAAAAGGCUUUUAUUCAAUAAAUGUUCAAGUAAUUUGUGAUGCAAAUUGUCAUAUAUUGCAUGUAAUUGCUCGUUGGAGAGGAAGUGCACACGAUUCAAGGAUUUGGAACGAAAGUCUUAUCAAGGAACAAUUUGAAAAUGGAUCAAUAAAUGGUAUCUUACUUGGUGAUAGUGGUUAUGCUUGUACUCCAUAUAUGUUAACACCAAUUCUUAAUCCUCAAAACGAUGUGGAGCGACAAUAA